Tetranychus urticae (two-spotted spider mite) is the source of this 1446-nucleotide messenger RNA. Lineage: Eukaryota; Metazoa; Arthropoda; Arachnida; Trombidiformes; Tetranychidae. The record is from RefSeq and is a predicted model, not a curated record.
UAGCGAGUUGAAUAAAGUUGAAACCAUUAAAUCAUAAUUUGAUAUAAAAGGUAAAUUGAUCACUGACAAUCCUCAUUCAAAAGGGAUGAGCUUUUUUUGGAUUGAACAGAAAGCGUUUGAAAGUAACAAGGUAAACCAAAGAGUAACUCUAAUGUUCAAUGUUUGCUCUCCUUUCAGCGAUUAGUGAGUUAGUCCCAUCUCACUUUUACCCACAGCUUCUUGUGCUAUCUUCUGCUUCUCUUUGGUUUGGAGGCUGUACCUUCAACAUUCACAAGUUGAACGCCAGUAACAUCAAGUUUAAUUUAUAGUCUAUUUGUUUAUGUUUUUUUGUUUCUCCUCAAUAUGUCCCAUGAUGAACUUGCUUCUAACGAUGAAAUUAAAGAAUUUAAAGAAGAAGGUGAAGAGGAUAAACUUGCCUCGGAAACUUUACACUCAUCAUUAAAGAAUAAUUUAAUUGAAUCGUUUAAGUUUGUGCCUUACCAUGGGAAUCCCUCGCCAUACACUUCACCUCCAUUGGAUUUACUUCACCAUCCACCACCACCGGCUCACAUGGGUGGAUAUUUGUCCAUGGACUUGCAAUCAACUAAGAAUAUUUCCAUGAGGAUUCCACCGCCAUGGCAUCCAAUGGGACUUCCACCGCCUUUCCCUCCAUACUUUCAUCCAUCUCCAACCUCCGGGAUUUAUCAAAAUAAUUUUCGUUUUGGACAUUUCUUGCCACCCUCAAUGACCCACCAUUUUCAUCCAAUUUUUCAAUCUUCUCCCCACCAUCAUAUACCAACACCUUCACCAAACUCUCAAGGGCUUACACCGCCACCCGAUACAACACAAUUCAAUCAACUUUCAUCCUCAUCUAGUAAUUUAUCAUCGUCAUCGCUUCAUCAUGUGAAUCAUGUGAAAAAACCUCUGAAUGCUUUCAUGUUGUUUAUGAAGGAAAACCGUGCUCAAGUUGCGGCUGAAAGUGCUAAGAAAGAGUCUGCGACUAUAAACCAAAUUUUAGGGAAAAUGUGGCAUGAUUUAAGUCCAGAGGAGCAGCAGAAAUAUUAUGAAAAAGCUAGGUCAGCGAGGGAUGUUCAUCGAGAACUUUAUCCGUGUUGGACUGCCAAAGAUAAUUAUUCAGCAAACAAUAAGAAGAAGAAAAAGAGAGAAAAAUCUCGAGCCGAAGGAGCUUUGAAAAAGUGUAGAGCGCGUUUUGGUCUUGAAGAUCAAUCAAGUUGGUGCAAACCAUGCAGGAGAAAGAAGAAAUGCAUAAGAUUUUCAUCAAAUGAACAUUAGAUGUGCAUAAAUACAGAGAGAGAGAGAGAGAGAGAGCAAUUCAUUCAAUAUAUUUUGCAAACAUUUUCAAGAAUUCAUUUUACAGCCUUAAACCGAAAUACUUGCUAAAGGGAUUAAGCUGUACAGUUGGCUCUAACCCUUCAGUUUCCAGGGAAAAUGUACGCUUCUAAUCUG